This is a messenger RNA of Botrytis deweyae, 765 nucleotides long. RefSeq lists its product as uncharacterized. Lineage: Eukaryota; Fungi; Ascomycota; Leotiomycetes; Helotiales; Sclerotiniaceae. The coding region runs from base 1 to 765 and encodes 254 amino acids. The transcript has 2 exons. The record is from RefSeq and is a predicted model, not a curated record.
AUGGCCUCUCCCAAGCCUCGAAAUUACACUUUGUUGGGAAGAAAUGGCAAAGUGGUUAUUUUGGCUGACACCGUUGAGCCACAACAGGACGAAGACCCCAGCGGGUCCAUUUCAGUCAGCCAAUGCUGCCCAUUAACAACAAAUGAUCUUCUUAUGGCGAUUCGUGAAAGGUAUCAACAGAGCAGGAAGUUGCUUCUCAAAGUCGCCGCAAAGCACAAUCUUCUUUCAUCAAUCACUCCUUGGGGUAAGAGUUACGUCAUCCUCAAGGGGCCUCCUUUGUUGCUAGACCAUGCUCUCAGCGAUAUACUUCAAUAUUUUCGAUUCAAUCUCUCUACACUGGACGCGCAGACCUGGAAGCCUCGGAUUCGGCGUAACCACUCGAAGUCUGCGAAAGAUUGGAAUGACUUCUGGCGUAUUCAAAGAAAUAAAUUGUCCACCGACCCAAGGAUCAAUGCAUAUCUGAGUAGAGCUGACAGGGCCUUCUUAAAAUGGAAUAACGAUCUCAAAACUGUUCUUGUACGUCCUCUCACAGAUUGCAUGGUCAAUGGCUGCACACUUGAUUACAUCGACAUCAUAAUAAAGACGCAAAACAUUCACGAAGAAGUCAUUACGUACUUCGAAAACCUACAAUCCGUCAUCUACAAAUUUUCGAAUGAGUACAUGGAGGAGGAAUUGAUAAAUUGGUUGGGAGCAGAUUGGGAGCAACCCCGUGUAAUGAGAGUGUCCAAAAAUGAUCCUCCAGUAUUGCCAGAGAAGCAAAGCUAG